AGAAUCAUCCACACCAUGCAUUAUGUUCAGAAUACCCACGCUCUUCCAAAUUUCUCGUACUAUAUCAUAUUUUCUUGCUCUCAUGAUUUCAUCCUCGCUUCACUUCCCUGUAGACCCCACCAGAAAGAGCCUGUAAAAAAGACACAAAAGUCGGGAAGUCCUAAACCAAAACAACAGAAUCGAACCGGUGGCGCAGGGUGGGGAAGGAAGUUGAGAGCUGCCAGCAUGACCACAUUGAGACCCUUCCGUUGUGAGGACAUGUUCCACUUCAACAAUGUCAACCUGGACCCACUCACAGAGACUUAUGGCCUCUCCUUCUACCUGCAGUACCUCGCUCAUUGGCCUGAAUAUUUCCAGGUGGCAGAGUCUUCUAGUGGAGUCAUCAUGGGAUAUAUCAUGGGGAAGGCCGAAGGUCAUGGGGACAACUGGCAUGGCCAUGUGACGGCACUCACCGUGGCACCAGAAUACAGACGCCUGGGCCUGGCCAAACAGCUCAUGGCCAUUCUGGAGGACAUCUCAGAAAAGAAACGGUGUUACUUUGUUGACCUGUUUGUGCGUGUGAGCAACCUUGUUGCCAUCACCAUGUACAAGAAGCUUGGGUACAUUGUCUACCGCACCGUGCUGCAGUAUUAUUCUGGCGAUCCAGAUGAAGACGCCUAUGACAUGAGGAAGGCGUUAUCUCGGGACACUCAGCAGAAGUCUGUCAUCCCACUCACACACCCAGUACGUCCUGAGGAUAUAGAGUAGCAGCCUUAGGUGUGGCGCUGCUGUGAUGCUUUGAGUUGGACUGCAGGAAAGGUGUGCUGUGCCCCCUCUGUUAUAUAAUGUUUAUACAGGGGGUCAUUGAGUUACAAUGGAGUUCCAUUUCUAUGCCUUAGUGUAAACUGAUUUUCAGUAUGGGUCGGAACCAGCCUAAGCAAGCACCUACAGUAUGUCACUCACCUAUGCUAAUGUUAUAGUAUUAUAAAGUCAUAAUCUAGGAUGUAAAAACAUAACUACUGUACCUGUAAAAAAAAAACAUGAGAAACACAUACAGUAAAUAAAAAAUAAUGAAAUAAAUCAGUAACGAAAAAAAAAAAUCAGCCAAGGGGAAUGUACAGGAACCAGCACUGCCAGCAUUGUGACGACAAAACAGCAGAAGUCAAGACCAUUGUAAACCGAGGACUCCCUGUAAAGAUGUGGCUGUACGGGAGGUGAACGUGAGAGUGAUAGGUUGAGGUUGUGAUAUUCCCUUGGUUAUCUAGUUUUUAAAGGGAUAGUUUUGUAUGGGAAAUGAAUGUAAGAAAGAUAGAGAUCUGAUAAUUGCUGAUGUUUGAAAAUGAAAUCUGAACUCCUGCAGCAAGGAUGUGUGAUGUUCCUGUGUUACUUAAUAUUUAAAUGGAUAGUCUUGUAUGGACAGUGAAUGUGAGAAUGAUAAAAAAAAAAAAAAAAAAAAAAAAAAGUUUGAGUCUAGGGAAUACAAAUCGCAGAGUAGAGUCCUGAAUUGGCAGCUUUUUGCAGAUUGAGAAAAUUGGUGAAUGAGUUAAAACGGUGUCACACAGCAAAUUUCUCCUUACAUGUUGGCCAUAUUUGUUGGUUAUACCACAGAUCCAAUGAGUUUGGUGUCACAUAGGGACUGGACUGUUGCAAUGAUGCCUCGUUAUACCAACAACAAACCCCCAACCAUCUCAGCCACUUUAUUUUGCUUUAAUUAUUCCAAAAUUAUAUGUUAUAUACUUUCUUUUUUUUUUUUUUUUUUUUUUUUUUUUUCCUCUCCUCCAAACGAUGCUGUCUGCACAGGCUGCAUCCAGGGCCUGUGCUAGGAAUUGCAGGGCCCAAUCCAAUGGAUCAAUUAAUUUGUGACGAGCUUUUGCACUCCAGUAAAACUUAGUGUUGGACUCCAUCACAACACAUUGGUUAUUUUACCAAGCUGCAGUUGUCAAAUAAGAGCUAUGAAUAAUUCAGUACACCAGACAGUCAAGUAACUUUUUUUUUUUUUCUUUUGUCUCAAAAUACAUUAGUUUAUAUUCAGUUUACAUUUAUAGCUUGUAACACGACAUUUGACUCAAAUACUCCCAACAGGUCUGUCAGCAUAACCAUAUUCCAUUCUUCCCAACAACAGAAAAUGAGCAGUAAGAUGUUUGCUGCUCAUUCUGCCCAAAUGCCAACAAAAAUGACCAUGUUGGGAGAAAUUUGCCCUGUGUGAUGUCACUUAUAGAGAGAGUGAAUGAAAGGUGCAAACUGAGUGAAUGAGAUGAGUAAAGUAGUGAAGUGUAUGAGGAGGGUAGAUGAUUGGAAGAUGCAUGUGGCCUUGAAUGGUAAGUUGCUUGAGAAGCCAAACUGUUUCAAGUGUGAAGGAUUGCAUGUUGCUGUGGAUGGAGGACAUGUAGGAAGUUAAAUAUUUCAUACAAGCAAUUAUUUUAUUUUUCUCCCAUGUAUUCAUUGAGGAGACAGUCAAUGACAUGUUUCUAUCAUAUAACAAAAGGUGUUGGCUAACUCAACAAAAUUUUGGGCAAAGGUGGAUGGGAAUAUUUUUUGUUAUCCAAAUUCAACAUUGCAGUUUGUAAUGUUGAGCAAUUUGGUGCAUGUUUCGGAGAUUUAUUAAUGCCAUUUUCUGCUGUGUAUUUUAAAUAAUAAUUAUUAAACCUUAUUAGAAA
Molecule: messenger RNA, 2636 nt
Organism: Scylla paramamosain (green mud crab)
Lineage: Eukaryota; Metazoa; Arthropoda; Malacostraca; Decapoda; Portunidae
Gene: Naa20A
Product: N-alpha-acetyltransferase 20-like
Exons: 5
Coding region: 16-747 (243 amino acids)
Biological process (GO): N-terminal peptidyl-methionine acetylation
Cellular component (GO): NatB complex
Molecular function (GO): protein-N-terminal amino-acid acetyltransferase activity
Source: RefSeq, a predicted model, not a curated record